CAUACCCCAAGAAACCAUAGUCAAAUUUUAUCAGCAUGUGCGUCUAUUCUACAUUACACUGACAUCUUCUCUGGUGAAAAAAUUCCCCUUCAAAGAUGACGUACUAAAGACCUUGUCCUUCCUUAAUCCAGAGACCAGAGACAAGGCAUCCCCUGAAGCUGUGGUGCAGCUAGGGAAGAGGGUCCUUCCUGACAUAGACAUUGAUAAGCUUCAAGAAGAAGCAGAAGAGUACAAUGUAACACCAAUGGAGUCACUCCCCCCCUAUCGUGAGGCUAUCGUUUCAAAAGUACCAGAUGUUGAAACAAUGGAGGAGGUAACAGAGGCAUCCCUACAGUCAUUCUGGGUAAACAUGAGAAACAGAACUCUUCCUGGAAGAGCCCAGAAGCAGUUCAGUGUGCUAGGUGGUGUUGCCUUGGCUUGUUUGACAAUUCCCCAUUCAAAUGCUGACCUUGAACGAUGUUUCAGUAUCCUUAGAAAAAUCCAAACUGACUCAAGACAUGCACUUUCAACUGAAACGAUCCAUAGUUUGAUAAGUGUCAAGUUUAACGAACACCACAGCUGUGUGGAAUAUAAUUAUACCAUCAGUUGAAUCAGUAAGAAAGAGUAAGAACUGUUCGAAUUGAAAGACAUCUAGAUCUAUGUGGAUAAACUGAAAAGUACUAAUUAAUUAAAUUAGUGAAAAGUAGUGGACAAUGACAGUUUUGAGUAAAAGAUAUAAUAUGCAAGCAGGCUUCGCGAAAGUUGCCGGACCGUCGGACAUGUCCGGCAAAAAUCAGGCCGGUCCGAUAUUUUUUUUCGGAGUUCCGGACCUUAUGUCCGGUACGAAUACCGGGAUAUAUCCAAGACCGAUCAAGACCGAGUUUUCUCCCUUGAAUAAAAAAAAUGUAAAACGAGUUUUGAUUCGCCGUUUCCUUUUAAGUGCCCAAUCAAAUUCUAGAUACAUACGACUGUCAAUAACCAAAAUGUCGGUGUUUUUACAAUACUACGCUGGCGCUACGCCCGGAAAAAAACGCAAACUGUCAAAUGAAGAAAAAAAAGAAAAACAGAAAGAAUACGAGGCCAGGCGCCCGCCGCGAAAAUUUGUUGACAAGUGGAAAAAUGGUCGCUCCUGGUUAGUUUUCCUGGAGGAAGAUAAGAAGAUGAAAUGUGCACUAUGUUCUAAUUUUUAUAAAGAUCGUGCAAUGGACGAUCGCAUAUUGUCUAAAAAUACAUUCAUAUUGGGUUGUGGCAACCUAAAAAUUUCUGCAAUUGAGGACCAUGAAAAAUCAAAAAGUCAUGAGAAAGCCGUCACCAGUGAAAUGUCAAAAAGUAGGACAGUUGCUGAAAAAAUGAAUUCUGAUGCUGGCAAGUCACUGAAAAUGUUGAAGCAAGCGGAAAGACACAAGGUUGCCUACCUGUUCAGAAAUGCACAUGCUGUUGCAAAACAAAAUCGUCCCAUAUCUGACUAUAAAUGGCUGUGUGAGGUAGAUCAAGCUAAAAAGCUGGACAUUGGUAAUACAUAUGUAAAUGAUAAGGCUGCUGUUGAUUUCAUUAGCUGCAUUGCACAGUGUGAAAAAGAAAAGACUGUACAAAUUCUAAAUGACAGUUCAUUCUUUUCAUUCAUGAUGGAUGGAACAACCGAUAUAUCUGGAGGUAAUAUAUACUUUUUCAAAAGAUGUUGCACUUUAAUUUUUUAAUAGAUCUUAACCUCUCAG
Messenger RNA from Ruditapes philippinarum (Manila clam), 1694 nucleotides. RefSeq lists its product as uncharacterized. Lineage: Eukaryota; Metazoa; Mollusca; Bivalvia; Venerida; Veneridae. Bases 693 to 1676 code for a protein of 327 amino acids. The record is from RefSeq and is a predicted model, not a curated record. The transcript is spliced from 2 exons.